Molecule: messenger RNA, 1536 nt
Organism: Macadamia integrifolia
Lineage: Eukaryota; Viridiplantae; Streptophyta; Magnoliopsida; Proteales; Proteaceae
Product: calcium uniporter protein 5, mitochondrial-like
Exons: 2
Coding region: 240-1142 (300 amino acids)
Biological process (GO): calcium import into the mitochondrion; mitochondrial calcium ion homeostasis
Cellular component (GO): uniplex complex; mitochondrial inner membrane
Molecular function (GO): uniporter activity; calcium channel activity
Source: RefSeq, a predicted model, not a curated record
UGGGAAACCAGAAAGAAAGAAAAUCACUUUGUGUGGCAUAUAAGAACAUGUAGAGCAAGAGGAGCAAGAGGAGCAAGAGAGGAAAGCACUAUACCAAGCGGGAAAUAUAUGGAGAAGGAGAAGGAGAAGGAGAAGGAGACUGCAGAAAACAUCACAUUGAGCGAGUGAACCUGAAAAGGGUUUUUCAAUUUAAACUAUUCAGCAACCCGAAGUUUCUUCACAUUGAGAGAGAGAGAUCGAUGGCACGGUGGCCGCUCAAUCCGCUGAAAGGCAGGAACACAAGCAGAGACCAUCGCCAGCAAUUGGAGGAACUGAAUCUGCCGAUGACAAUGUUGAAUUCAUUAGACGAAAUUAUAGUCGAGAAUCCAUCCGAAGGACAGGUUCAGCAGGUGAUGAGAUCAGAUUUUCAAGAAGAAAUUUCAGCCCAGGAUCCAUCGGAAGGGCGGAUUCCGCAGGUGAUGAGAUCGGAUUGUCUAGAAGAAAUUUCACUAGAGGACGAAGCGAAAGAUGUAGAGGAUCUCGCGGUUGGAAACGAAAUUGAGAAUGAUUCCGAAGAGCUGCUGCAUCUCAUAUCCGGAGUUUAUUUAGAUCUGCUCCGACGGUUGGUCGAGUCCCGCUCAGGAACUGGAGUCCGCGAAGAUGUUGGAUCAAUCAGGAGCCGUCAUCGUCUUGGGAGACGUUGUGCAUCUUCAAUCGGAGAGCAGAUUACACAUACAAUAGAGAUCAUGAUUCCUAAAUCCAUGGCCUGCCUAGACGAUCCAAGAAGAAAAGAACUAGAAGAGUUGGAGAAGGAGAAGAUUAUGAUCGAUGAAAAAGCGAAUGUACUCGUUCGAAGGGAGCUAUGGGGUGGGCUGGGCUUCCUCAUCGUCCAAACAUCGGCAUUUAUGGUCCUCACCUUUUGGAAGCUAUCUUGGGUUGUGAUGGAGCCGAUAUGGUUCUGUGCAACUUCCAUCUACUUAAUAGCAGGCUAUGUCUUCUUCCUGAGGACGUCUAGGGACCCUUCCUUAGGGAGUUUCUACGAAAGCCGUUUUAAGGCAAAGCAGAAGUGGCUGAUGAAGAACAAGAAUUUUGACAUCAAAGGUUUAACGAGCUCCGUAGAGCCUGUUAUUCCUUUUAGUCUGAAUAAACUCUUUCAUCUUUAAAGACAGCUGCUAGCUCAGUUGGCUUGGGCUAGACACUGGCCCAGACACGGUGAUAUAAGAGAGGCUAACAAGGGGGCCACUAUGUCACACUUAUUAGCGCACUGCACCGGUGCAAUGAGCAUCGAGUGAUUGGGAGUCCCUUAGGAUACGUAUUCAGAUGCUCUCAGCUGUCCAAUACUCAACGCAUCUCCCCGCUCAUUGCAGAGGAUGUGGACUCCACUUAUUACUAACUACUAACUUACGUACUACUUUGGGGAUUGACACAUGAUAUGACCUUCCCUAAAAUUAUGUUAUAGCCCAACUGCCUCUUUAACGAGUGUUGGAUCAGGUUCUGUUCUAACUAACGAUGUAAAUUAUAUUGAAAAUUUUAUUUUAUUUAUUUAACUGUUGACCA